AAUCUCGUUGGACUUUUCAAACUCAGGAACCGCCAACCAAAAUCGCUAUUUUCUUCGCUGUUCUCUAUAUAUUAUAAUAUAAUUCAUUAUUCAUCUUAGCCUUUAUAAUAAAAAAUUAAACUCAUAUUUUAGUGUACCCAUUUGCCUCAUUAGAUCGGGUGUGCUGCAAAAUUUUCAAAAAGCUUCUCUUUUCUCUAUUGGGUUUCCGCCUUUGGUUGAUUUCAUUGCCAUGGCUCCAAAGGAUCCCAAGCAAGAAGCUGCUGCUGCUGCUGCUUCUGGUGGUGGAGGUGGUGGUUUUUUUGCUUCUAUUGCUUCAAGUUUGUCCAAUUUUGGCAGUGCCAUGUCCAAAUCCGUUAAUGGUUUGGUGGGCUAUGAGGGGCUGGAGGUUAUUAAUCCAGAAGGAGGAACUGAAGACGCUGAAGAGGAAGCCAGAAAGGGACGAUGGAAAGAAGAGGAACGGGAUAGUUACUGGAAAAUGAUGCAAAAGUAUGUUGGCUCUGAUAUCACAUCAAUGGUGACACUUCCAGUCAUCAUUUUUGAGCCAAUGACAAUGCUGCAGAAAAUGGCUGAGCUUAUGGAGUAUUCUCACUUGUUAGAUAUGGCAGACAAGGCUGAGGAUCCAUACAUGAGACUUGUAUAUGCUUCAUCAUUCUUUAUAUCUGUCUACUAUGCUUUCCAACGAACGUGGAAGCCAUUCAAUCCAAUCCUUGGUGAGACUUAUGAAAUGGUUAACCAUGGCGACAUAACAUUUAUAGCAGAGCAGGUCAGUCAUCACCCUCCCAUGAGUGCUGGGCAUGCUGACAAUGAGCAUUUCACUUAUGACAUAACAUCAAAAUUGAAAACCAAAUUUCUUGGCAACACAGUUGAUGUAUAUCCUGUUGGAAGAACACGUGUUACCCUGAAAAGAGAUGGUGUGGUCCUUGAUUUGGUGCCUCCGCCUACUAAAGUUAGCAACUUGAUUUUUGGACGAACUUGGAUUGAUUCACCAGGGGAGAUGAUCGUGACAAAUCUUACUACAGGGGACAAAGUGGUGCUUUAUUUUCAACCAUGUGGCUGGUUUGGAGCUGGUCGAUAUGAAGUAGAUGGAUAUGUGUACAAUGCUGCUGACGAGCCUAAGAUACUGAUGACUGGAAAAUGGAAUGAGGCUAUGGGUUAUCAAGUUUGUGACUUAGAGGGAGAACCACUUCCGGGCACUGAGCUCAAAGAGGUAUGGAGAGUAGCCGAUGUGCCUCCAAAGGACAAAUUCCAGUACACACAUUUUGCACACAAGAUUAACAGCUUUGACACUGCUCCCAACAAGUUGUUGGCUUCUGAUUCUCGUCUACGUCCCGACAGAAUGGCCCUUGAGAAGGGUGACCUAUCCACGUCCGGCUAUGAGAAGAGCAGGAUGGAAGAGAGGCAAAGAGCUGAAAAGAGAAACCGAGAAGCCAAGGGCCAUAAGUUCACUCCUAGAUGGUUUGAUCUAACAGAUGAAGUAACUGCUACACCUUGGGGUGACUUAGAAGUUUACCAAUACAAUGGUAAAUAUACUACACAUCGUGCUGCUGUGGAUAGUUCUCAGUCCAUUCAGGAUCCUGAUAACAGACCAGAGUUCAGCCCUUGGCAGUAUGAUAAUUUAGAUGCUGAAUAAUAAUAAGCGUCCUUCUGGAAUUCUUUCUAUUUUUUUUUUAAACGGUCAUUUUGUUAUUAAGUUUGUAAUGUAUCUUGAUUCGAAUGCUUGAAAUUUGGUUUUGGAUUUUUGGGGUUGUGUUUCUUUUUAUUGUAGUAUUUGGUUAAUUGUUUGUAGCCAUAUUAGUUCAUUAGUCCACUUUACAAAGAUAAAUGUUAGUAGGGAAUCAAUAGUUAUCAUCCUUGCUCCUUGUGACACUUCUUCCUCACUUGUAUUUGUAGAGGUAUCACAUGUUUACUCCACUAUAGCAGUUUCUUAACUUUUGCUUUCACUUCGUUACUUCUGUUCAUCUCUAUAAUAAAUUUUACAUGUGUCUUCCAAG
Messenger RNA from Abrus precatorius (Indian licorice), 1991 nucleotides. Its product is annotated as oxysterol-binding protein-related protein 3B-like. The record is from RefSeq and is a predicted model, not a curated record. Gene Ontology annotation, cellular component: intracellular membrane-bounded organelle; membrane; cytosol. Lineage: Eukaryota; Viridiplantae; Streptophyta; Magnoliopsida; Fabales; Fabaceae. Bases 230 to 1630 code for a protein of 466 amino acids. Gene Ontology annotation, molecular function: sterol binding. The transcript has 10 exons.